Molecule: messenger RNA, 1020 nt
Organism: Octopus bimaculoides (California two-spot octopus)
Lineage: Eukaryota; Metazoa; Mollusca; Cephalopoda; Octopoda; Octopodidae
Source: RefSeq, a predicted model, not a curated record
AACUCUCUCUCUCAUAUACACACACUCUCUCUCUGUUUCAGUUUCUUUCUCCUACCGUUUCUAUCUAAACGCUUUUAUUAUACAGCUUUCACGUACACAUAACAAACAAAAAAAUAUACGAACAACUAAAAUGAAACUUUCAGCACAAACAAACACACAACAGGAUAUAAACAAUUUCUAUUAAUUUAAUUGAAUUCUCACCAUAGACCAACCCAACACGUUAUCAUGAAGGUCCUUCUAAUAAUCUCCAGCUUGUUCUUAUGUUAUGUGGCAGUGACUUCGGUUAACAAUGCAGAUCAUAGAAAAUGUAACAGGGGCAAAGAAUGCAUAAGUAAAAUCCAAUUUAGAUAUGACAAAUAUCGUUCCGACCGUCUUAAAGCUGAAAAGGGUCAUACAGAAUGUAAAUUGAAAAUAUAUGGAUCAGAUAAGAAAUGUGUAACUGAAAAUCUGAAAUACUGUCCAGAAGCAACAGGAAAAACUCUUGAGACAAGGUGGACAGAUAUGAAGAAAGAUGUCGAUUCUUGUGAUUUUGGGACUCGAAUUACAUUCAGCUUUUCUUUACUUCUUCUGGCACUUUUUGUGUAUGUUGCUGAGAUUUUGUGAAAACCUGUAUUUCAACUUUUUUUUUCUUUUUCACUGCUUUUGCCUUAUUUUUGUUUGACUUAAGCUAUUUCUAAAGCUCAAACCUAAACACAGUAAUCUUGUUAACAACCAUCUUCUCCACCAUUAACCCUUUAGCAUUCAAAUCAGCCUAAUCUCACCUGAAUAUUCUACCUGUUUUAUAUUAAAACCAGCCAGAUCCUGUCUCUCACACUUACCCUAUAAUGCCAUUCUGAAACUAUGCAGUCACUGUCAAAGCUAUGUGAUGAUGCAUAAUUAAUUUAGAACAGAGUAAUUUGAAUGCUAAAGGGGACAAAUGUCUGAUAUACUGAAAAUUUCUUUUUUUUAAACAUAAAUAAACUUUUUUUUUUGGUAAUUCUCUUUAAUCUCUGGAUUAAAUUGGAAAAAAAACUAAAUAUA